AUGGGCGGAAUCGCCAUUUGGUGCAUGCAUUUCAUCGGCAACCGCGCCAUCGACCUGGCCGACGGCGAGCCCGAGUUACAAAUCGCGUAUUCGAGCGGCUUCACCGCGCUGUCUUUCUUCGUCCCCAUCGCAGUACUCCUCGCCGCGUUCGUCGCCGUCGGCAUCAACAACACCGUCUCUUGGUGGCGGGUUUGUGUAGGAGGUGUCCUGGCCGGUGCCGCGAUCUGCGGCAUGCACUACCUCGGCAACAACUCCAUCGACAACUACGUCUGCAUCUACAACCCGGUCAACGUCGUCGGCGCGGCGCUCAUCGCCGUGGCCGCCAGCAUCGUCGCCCUCGCCCUCUUCUUUGUCUUCCGCGCGGCCUGGACCACGUCCUGGUGGAAGCGCGCGGCGUGCUCCGUCGUCCUGGCCGGUGCGGUCUCCGGCAUGCAUUGGUGUGCCGCCACCGGUACCGAGUACCAGCUCGUGCGCCUCAACACCGGGAGCAACGAGCUGUCCCGCAACACCACUGUCAUCGUCGUCAUUUGUCUGUCGAUCGGCGCCUGCUUCGUCAUGGGCGGGACGGCCAUCUACACGGCCCGCAUCAUGAGACGCUACGCCAGUAAAGCGCAGCAGGUGGUCCUCGCGGCCGCGGUGUUCGACAAGCACAACCGCAUCCUCGUCAACCCCGACGGCCUGGUCCCGACGGAGAAGAUCACCGACACGUUCCUCGAGAAGAACGCCAGCGACACCUUCAGCAUCGCCCACCCCCUCUUCUUGUGGAUGUUCCAGGCGUCACGGAACUGGUCCGGCAUCUCGACGCUUGUCGGCGGCAUGGCGAACCACCUGGCCCACCUCCCAAGGCGCGGCCGCGACCGUGACACCCGCGCCGGCAUCCAGCUAAUCAACGAGCACGGCGAGCUCAUCGAAAACUACGACGUCAUCUUCCGCGAGCUCUUCUGCGUCGCCGCCGCCGGCCUCGCCGAGAAGAUGAAGGAGCACCUGACCUCCGUCGGCCUGCUGUGGGACGAGAUUCUACCCACCGGCGCCAGCGGAGAACGCCCGGGACACGAAAAGGAGGUACCCGUCCUGCGACCCGACGGGACGGUGAGGAAGGUCGAGGCAACUAGCAACAGCGUCGACCUCGCGGAGAAGGGCGUUGGCCGCCGCCGGCACCACGAGUUUGGCCGAGGGUCCCUCAUGUUCCUGGUCCGCCGCGUGCAGACCGACCGAGAGAUCGAGAGGCUGGAGGCCGCCGGCUACCGUUUCGCAGAGCUCCGCCAGGUCAGCAACAUCAUCGGGACCAGCAUGCAGAUCAAGUCGGCGGACCUGGAGUCGAAGCUGCAAAACAUGGCCGCGUACGUCAGCGACAACAACCAGCUCGAGCCGGGCGUGCACCUUGGUUUCUUCGGUAUCCGCGCCCGCGUCGGCAGCUACGGGUUCGACGUCGCCGUCCGCCGCGGCGCCCGGAACCUGCUGCCCAGCGUGCAGAUGCCCCUUGACCGCAUCGAGCAGUGGCAUCUGGACUUCCUUCGACAACUGGACCGGCUGACGGCCCUCGGCAUGAGCCGGAGGAUGGCGUCCCUGAGUAACGUGGGCACGCGAGAGGCGCACUUCGCGGCCCAGUUGACCGACAGCCUCGACGCACUGCGGGCCUGGAUCGACGAUCCCAUCUUCAACGACGCCAUCCUCACCAGCACCGUCGUCACCCUGCCGCCGUCCCAGGCCGCCGACGAGGACUCCUCGUUGCCUCCGACGAGCCUGAUCGUCUUCCGCCUGGUGAUCCCGAUCCACGUCAACUUCACCAGCCCCAAGUGCGAGUUCAUCCCGUUGAAUUUUUUCAAGGUCCACCAGCUCGUCGGUCGCGAGGCAUCGCGCCACCUCGCCUUCACGCAAUCGGUGCACCGCGAGCUCGCGCCCGUCCUCCAAUCCGUUCCUCUCGAGAAGCCCAGCCCAGCAAUGCACAGCAGGAGGCAAUCCCGCAUCUCGUCGCGCAUUCUCAGGUUUGGCAAGCCGAGCCCGGCGCACCCGGUCGACUCGGAGGGGAACCCUAUCCCCACGGUGCUUGGGCGCUCGUCAUCGAGAUCCGGUUCCAACGAGUCGAGCUCGACGCUCAAGCUCUGGUCGGGACGCCGCGACAGCGAGGGCAUGUCGCCGGGUACCCUGAGCUUUGAAACCGCGCCGCCUGCAUAUACGAACCACGAGGCGGGCAACCAGUCGUCGGCUUUUGGUGGCAUCAUGGUGUCAGAAGAGAUCCGGGUCGAGGUCUCCAACGCCGACGACACGGCGGCUCAAGAAGUGAACCCGUCCCAUCGACGCACGCCGACGAUGAUGGACAGGCGAGCAAGCGAGCACCCCGGAAGCAUGCCCGGCGGCAUGGGCGUGGAACCGGCGGGGGCGGAGAGACACAACGGGCGGAGCAACAGCACAAGCAGCGGCGCCAUCGAGAUGCGGACGCUGCAGGUGGCCGAGGUGAGGACCAAUGUCCACGCCGGCAGGGGCACCCAGGGCUCCAACGCCGGAGCGGACCGGGUGAACGAUGCGACGACGUUUGUGGACGAGCUCUUCACCAUCGCCAUCGGCAGCCGGUAA
Molecule: messenger RNA, 2574 nt
Organism: Colletotrichum spaethianum
Lineage: Eukaryota; Fungi; Ascomycota; Sordariomycetes; Glomerellales; Glomerellaceae
Product: single-stranded DNA-binding protein RIM1, mitochondrial
Exons: 3
Coding region: 1-2574 (857 amino acids)
Source: RefSeq, a predicted model, not a curated record